GGUGGUGCUCUGCGAUCGCUUCUGUGUAUCGCACGCGGUAAUCGUCCAAAAGACACCGCUCUGGUGUAGGAGUUUGAAGGCGAAGUCAGAAUGCCGUGUGCUUAAGUAUCGUCCUGAAGAUCGAAGGUUGAUUUUUAGGAAUGUCCAGAAGGAAACAACCGAAUCCUGCCAAAUUAGGCGAUUGUGAAUUGAAAAUGAAACCGGAUGAAUUAGGAAAAAAGAUGGAGGAGUCAAGAAGUGAAAAAAAUGAAGAGGAAGAUGAAGAGAGUGAAGGUUCGGAGUUGGGGUGUCUAGAUGAUGAAGACGACGGUAGUGGCAGUGUGAACGGUCGUGCCAGUUCCCCUUCGAGCAGCAAUUCCUCACCGGUUAGUUGUCGCAGUUUCGGAUUAAGCGACGCCACCGACGUCGAAGAAACUUACACUGUCGGCGCCACCGCUACCACCCCUUAUGAAUGCAACGUUUGCAAAAGAGCUUUUUCGAGAUCUUCAGUAUUGGGCAAACAUUUACAAGUCCACACGGACCAGUUGCAAUUUAGCUGUCCGUAUUGUAGAAGGCUUUUUAAACAUAAAAGAUCAAGAGAUCGACACACUAAGCUUCAUACGGGCGACAAGAAAUAUAAAUGUGCGUUAUGUGAUUCGGCGUUUGCGAGAAGCGACCAUCUAAAAAUCCACAUGAAGACGCACGACAACAAAAAGCCACACCAGUGUGAUUUAUGCAAUAGAGGUUACAACACGGCGGCGGCGUUGGCUUCUCAUCAACAACAUCACACGAAAAAAGAACUUAGAUGCGGAAGUAGUUCGAGUAGGACGACGACUACUCCAAGCACUCCCAGUCCAGGUCAAACGAAGUGCUCACAAAUCCAGGUGAGUACAAAACGAUCUUCCACGGAUUUUGAUCGAUGUGGAAGAUCUUUUCAGAACAAGCGUAAACUUCCAACGCCAAACAACGAUACUACCGUGCCGAAACAAGAAGUGGAUCUUAAAAUAGCUUGUAUGUACUGCGGUAAAGAUUUCGCAACAAUGAACUUGAUGUAUCAACACAUCAACAUCGACCACUCCUCUUUAUUUUUUCAACACAGCUCGCUCAGUUACGUCUGUGAUUUAUGUUCCAUGAAAUUUGAUACCUCCCAAACGCUAAGGGAACACUUAGAAGGUGUCCAUUGGAAAUUAAACGCCGUUGGAACGUCAUCCCAAGCGAAAGCGACCGAUUUAAGUAGAAAACGUAAAUGUGAUGAACCUGAAGAUAACCGAAAAACUGAGGAGAUUAAAAAUUCGCCCUCAACUGUUAGUAGCCCGUAUGACACCAACGAUAAGCCAUGUAUUUGUUCGUAUUGUUACGCACAAAUGCCUAAUUUUAAAAGUUUUUUGGUCCAUAUGGAAACUCACGUGUCACUGAAUGCUUCGAGUCUCAUUGGAUAUUGCCCGGUUUGUGGAGAACCGGGUCGAGACCCAAUUGAGUUUAGUUCUCACAUUUUCGGACAUGUCGUUAGCGAUGCCACAGGAAGGUGUUGCCACCAAUGCAAAAAAUCUUUCGAUCAACUCGAUCAGUUACAAAAACAUCACUUUGAGGCGCACUCCCAAAGUGUGUAUAAAUGCACGUUGUGUGGGGAAUACUUUGAAAAUGAGAUUGCUAUUCAGGUUCACUUUAACAAUAAACAUUGCAACGAAUGUAAGCAUUAUAGAUGUAAUUUAUGUCCUCAGCAAUUUUUUCACGAUAGAUUAACAGCCGAUUUACACGUUUCUAUGAGACACGGUUCCCAACUCUCCGGAAGAAACCAAAUUUUAAAUAAAUUCGCCGCGCCGUUUGGCGAUGUUGAACCAAGAUUGUAUCAAUCGUAUCAAUGCUCAUUUUGCCACAAAAUGUUUCAAGACGAAUACUUACACCAUCUCCAUGUUUUAAAGGAACACAACGAAUCCAGAGAAGGGGAGUAUUUAGUAACAUCAACAUCGCCAAAUUUUUCAUAUAAAAGUAUAUCCCCUCAAGAUGGCCUCAAAAUGGUUCCUAAUAUUCCUUGCGAAGUUUGCAACCGAUCAGAUUUUACAACCGAAUCAGAACUUUUAGCCCACAAAAAGCUGCAUCAAACACACGUCAAAGCUAAAAUAGGGGCUGUUAGCCUUCAGUGCGCGUAUUGCAACGAACAUUGCAAGUCAAGAAGCGAUUUAGAAAAUCAUAUGAAAAGCCAUCAAGUAUCUUGCGGUAAAGGAAAACACAAAUGCAAUAUUUGCGAUGAGAUUUUUUCAUCCGCCAUCACUUUAGCCGAUCACAAAUUAACUCAUUGCAAAAUAAUCUCCGGAAACACGUGUACGCAGUGCAAAACGGUUCUAGAAGAUGAACAAUGUUUUUACACCCACCAAAUGCAGCACAAUAACUCUUCAUCGAUCGCAAAGGGUCACUCUCAAAUCCCUUUGCCUGCAAAUUGUGUUAUUUGCUGCCAAACGCUUCAAACAGACGUUGAGGUUAGGUUACACGCGAAGUUCCAUUUAAGACAUAUUUACCAGAAGGAAUUUCUUUGCGUAAUGUGCAAUAAAAUCUACGAGAAUCAACUCCAAGAAAAAAAUAAUGGCGUUUCUAUUUCGAUUUGUAAAGAUUGUAAGAUGACUUCGAACGGAACGAGUUAUCAAAUACAAAAGGAUUAUAAGAAUUUUGUCGAAUACGAAAAAGAACAAGACGUCAAAUUGCGCCAUAUGGAAGAUUCAAAUUUAGUUUGCAAGAUUUGUAGAAAUGUAUUUUCAACCCAACAAAAACUUCAGGUGCACUUAAUUGAGCACAAUUUUAUGGGUAUGGGUCAAUACCGUUGUUACAUUUGUUCUUCAGUUUUCACGACGGCGGCCGGCCUUCAAGGUCACAUCGUAGGUCACGGAUUGGCACAAAGUCCGUACGAAUGUACCGAGUGCAACAUGAAAUUCUUUUUCGAAACGGAACUCGAAAAUCAUAGAAUUAAUCAUGCGCAAAAAUUGGGCGACUCAAAAAGCGAACAGUACAAAGUUUGCGAGAACUGCUCCGGUGUAUAUUUGGAUAGCUUCUUUAGGGAACACGCGGAAGUGUGUUGCAAGGUUGAGAUUAAAACGGAAGAAGUCGAUGAUAAACCCUAUGAUAAAACGGCGGACGAUUGCGGUGAUGCUGUUUAGAUAGAUCGUUCCGAAAUUUGUGAUACAUUGUUAGGAACCUUAUAUUUGCACAUCGAACGGGUCCAUUUUGAAACUAAUUAUAUAUUUUAUGGCGUUCGGUUUUCCGAUUCGUUUUUUUAUUAUUAUUAUUAGUGGUUGAGUGCUCGCUAAGUUUUCCUCUUCCAUUUUCUAAAAUAACUAUUUUAUUUAUCAUUUUUAUUAUUAUUUUUUGCAAUUAAUAGAAUGUCAUUGUGCAGUUUAUAUCGAAAUUCUAUCGAAUAUAAAAAGCAACUGUGUACUUCCCUGGGGAGUAAUAAUAAUGUCUCCAGGGACUAUAUUGCGGUAUAAAUGGAAUUGGAAAUUUAAUAAAAUAAAUAAUUGUUAUUUUAAAAUGAAAAUUGGCGAGGGAUAACGAAAAUUAAAAAGAGCUUGGUUUAAAAUUAAUUUGAUAAAUUCAAAAAAUUAUUAAAAAUGGCGAACACUUUUCCAUAAAUACUUUAGUACCUGUUCCAGUUGCGUUGCUUGUCUCGUUUAGAAAUUGCACUUUUAAAUUUAGGCCACACAUUAUAUAUCUUAGUGACCUUGAUAACGUAAACGUCUUCCAGUUAUUCAUUUUUAUUGUUUUCCCCGUCUACUUACCGUCCAUGAUUGCCCUUUUUCUUUGUUAUACAUUAUUACUUUUUGAAAAAAAAAACUCACAACGAAAAAUA
Onthophagus taurus is the source of this 3817-nucleotide messenger RNA. It is a transcript of the gene L, whose product is annotated as zinc finger protein Lobe. Gene Ontology annotation, cellular component: nucleus. Gene Ontology annotation, molecular function: RNA polymerase II cis-regulatory region sequence-specific DNA binding; DNA-binding transcription activator activity, RNA polymerase II-specific. Gene Ontology annotation, biological process: regulation of transcription by RNA polymerase II. The record is from RefSeq and is a predicted model, not a curated record. Lineage: Eukaryota; Metazoa; Arthropoda; Insecta; Coleoptera; Scarabaeidae.